AGCAGCAGCGGUGGCGGUCUCCUGCUCUGUGGGGGAGCCAUGAGCAUGACUCCGCUCCGGCCUCCUCGCCCCAGCCUCACCGACACUCGUCCUCCAGCAGCAAGAUGUAUUUCAACCGGAGAGCCAAGAAGAUCCACAGCGAGGGAGGACCCGCUUGCUCGUCCGCCGGUUACCGGAAGGCAGAUGAUGAGAUGUCCGGCACCACGUCCCAGGCGGAUCCCGUAGACGCCACGGCGCGGACGGUGCUGCUCAACCGGCCCCAGACCACAAAGUUCUGCGAUAACCAUGUCAGCACCACCAAGUAUGGGGUUCUCACCUUUCUGCCCCGGUUCCUCUAUGAGCAGAUCAGACGGGCGGCCAAUGCCUUCUUCCUGUUCAUCGCACUCAUGCAGCAAAUCCCUGACGUAUCACCGACCGGUCGCUACACCACGCUGGUCCCGCUCAUCUUCAUCCUCACCGUGGCCGGAAUCAAGGAGAUCAUAGAGGACUAUAAAAGACACAAAGCAGACAACACGGUCAACAAUAAGAAUACAACAGUGCUGCGGAGCGGAGCCUGGCAGACUGUCAUCUGGAAACAGGUGGCAGUUGGAGACAUAGUGAAGGUGACCAAUGGCCAGCAUCUUCCAGCUGACAUGGUCAUAGUGUCCUCCAGUGAGCCACAGGCCAUGUGUUACACUGAGACCUCCAACCUGGAUGGAGAAACCAACCUGAAGAUCAGACAGGGCCUCUCGCUCACAGCCAGCUUUCAGACGCUGGAGGAUUUGGUCACGCUGACCGGUCGUUUGGAGUGUGAAGGACCCAACCGACACCUGUACGACUUCACCGGCACGCUGCGGCUGGAGAACCACAAUCCCGUUCCCCUGGGCCCAGACCAGGUGCUGCUGCGUGGCGCCCAGCUCAGGAACACCCAGUGGGUUGUGGGAAUCAUUGUCUACACCGGCCACGACUCCAAACUGAUGCAGAAUUCCACCAAGGCGCCACUGAAGCGCUCUAAUGUGGAGCGAGUGACCAACAUGCAGAUCCUGGUUCUGUUUGGAAUCCUGCUGGUCAUGGCUCUGGUCAGUUCUAUUGGCGCUGCCAUCUGGAACAGGGAACACACCGAGGAGGCCUGCUGGUACCUGUCCCGGGCCGGUGACAUCUCCACGAACUUCGCAUAUAACCUGCUGACGUUCAUCAUCCUGUACAACAACCUGAUCCCCAUCAGCCUGCUGGUCACCCUGGAGGUGGUCAAGUUCACACAGGCUCUCUUCAUCAACUGGGACAUGGAGAUGUACUACGCAGAGACAGACACACCGGCCGUGGCUCGGACGUCCAAUCUUAACGAGGAACUUGGCCAGGUGAAGUACCUGUUUUCCGACAAGACGGGAACUCUGACCUGUAACGUCAUGCACUUCAAGAAGUGUACGAUUGCAGGAAUAACAUACGGCCACUUUCCCGAUCUCGACUGUGAUCGCUCCAUGGAGGACUUCAGCAAUCUGCCUUCCAACGGCAAUAACUCCACAGAGUUUGACGAUCCGGCCCUCGUCCAGAACAUUGAGAAGGACCACCCCACGUCGCCUCAGAUCUGCGAGUUCCUGACCAUGAUGGCGGUGUGUCACACGGUGGUCCCAGAGAGAGAGGACGACCAGAUCAUCUACCAGGCCUCGUCUCCAGAUGAGGGAGCUCUGGUCAAAGGGGCCAAAGGACUCGGCUUCGUGUUCUCCGCAAGGACGCCGCAUUGCGUCAUCAUCGAAGCUAGAGGAAAGGAGAUGAGCUAUGAGCUGCUGAACGUCCUCGAGUUCUCCAGUAAUCGCAAGCGCAUGUCUGUGGUGGUCAGGACCCCCGACGGGAAGCUCCGGCUCUACUGCAAAGGAGCUGAUAAUGUCAUUUUUGAACGUCUGACCGAGGCGUCCCAGUACAAAGAAUUAUCCAUUGCUCAUCUGGACACGUUUGCCACUGAAGGCCUGCGCACUCUGUGUUUCGCCUACGUGGACCUGGAGGAAGGCGCCUACCAGGAGUGGCUGAAGGAGUACAACCGGGUCAGCACCGUGCUCAAGGACCGCGCUCAGAAACUCGAGGAGUGUUAUGAACUUCUGGAAAAGAACCUAAUGCUGCUGGGCGCCACGGCCAUCGAGGACCGUCUCCAGGCUGGCGUGCCAGAGACCAUCGCCACUCUCAUGAAGGCCGACAUCAAGAUCUGGGUCCUCACGGGAGACAAGCAGGAGACGGCCAUCAACAUAGGUUACUCCUGUCGCCUGGUGACACACGGCAUGUCCCUCAUCAUCGUCAACGAGGACUCUCUGGAUGCCACUCGCGCCACGCUGACCGCCCACUGUUCGUCGCUGGGCGAUUCUCUGAGGAAGGAGAACGAGCUGGCGCUGAUCAUCGACGGUCAGACGCUGAAGUACGCGCUGUCCUUCGAGCUCCGCCAGGCUUUCCUCGACUUGGCUUUGUCCUGCAAGGCCGUCAUCUGCUGCCGAGUGUCUCCGCUGCAGAAGUCCGAGAUCGUGGACAUGGUGAAGAAACACGUGAAGGCCAUCACGCUGGCGAUAGGGGACGGUGCCAAUGACGUGGGCAUGAUCCAGACGGCUCACGUCGGCGUGGGCAUCAGCGGCAACGAGGGCAUGCAGGCCUGCAACUCCUCCGACUACUCCAUAGCACAGUUCUGCUACCUUGAGAAGCUGCUAUUGGUCCAUGGGGCGUGGAGCUACAACCGUGUCACCAAGUGCAUCCUCUACUGUUUCUAUAAGAACGUGGUCCUCUACAUUAUAGAGCUCUGGUUUGCCUUUGUGAACGGCUUCUCGGGGCAGAUCCUGUUUGAGCGCUGGUGUAUAGGCCUCUACAAUGUGAUAUUUACUGCACUGCCACCGUUCACGUUGGGGAUAUUUGACCGGCCGUGCAGCCAGCAGAACAUGCUCCGAUUCCCGCAGCUCUACCGCAUCACCCAGAAUGCCGAGGGCUUCAACACCAAGGUGUUCUGGGGACACUGCAUCAACGCACUGAUUCAUUCAAUUAUCCUCUUUUGGUUUCCGCUCAAAAUGUUAGAGCACGAUUCGCCCUUCCCCAACGGGCAGGGAAACGACUACCUGUUUGUCGGGAACAUGGUCUACACGUAUGUGGUUGUAACAGUGUGUCUGAAAGCUGGAAUGGAGACCACAGCUUGGACCAAGUUCUCCCACCUGGCAGUGUGGGGAAGCAUGGCCCUCUGGAUGGUCUUCUUCGGCGUCUACUCAGCCAUCUGGCCCUCCAUCCCCAUCGCCCCCGACAUGCUGGGCCAGGCUGGCAGGGUGAUGCAGUGCUGGCACUUCUGGCUCGGCCUGAUCCUGGUGCCGACUGCCUGUUUACUCAAAGACUUCGCCUGGACUGCCACACGUCGCACCGUGAGGAAGUCUCUCCUGGAGGAGGUGCAGGAGUUGGAGGCUCGGGCCGUCGACCCGGGGGCAGCCGUAAUGAGGGACGCCAGCGGCCGCAGUCUAAACGAACGAGCCCAUCUGCUGAAAAGAGUCUUUAGGAAAACACCUUCAACUGUAGGACGUUCAAACUCGGUGCAGCAGACUGUGUCACACGGCUACGCCUUCUCUCAGGAGGAGCACGGUGUGGUGUCCCAAUCCCAGGUGGUGCGCUCCUACGACACCACCCUCCAGCGCCCCAGCCUCUAGCCCCGCCCCUGGCCAAGACUUUGGCUGGCCGUAGCCACGGUUAUCAAGGCGACAGCGGAGAUAGACUUCUACGUGACGCCCUCACGCUGGGCGAUCGACCCCCUGCUGUGGCCUUACUGGAACUACGACCCGAUCCCCCUCGCCGGGGGGGGGGGGUCCCGGUCCAGGGUGGAGCUGACGCAUAGAGGACUAACUUGAGAGAGGGGACCAGGCCGAGUAUACAGAAUAAACUUUCACGAGCUGCACAGGCAUGAGCAAUCAUAUCCAGGCACAGACAUGAAGACUCAAACUCAGACUGCUACUCAUACCAGUAUACCCCUCAGACUGGGUUUGGAUCAUGCCACUGUGUGUUUAUGUGUGUGUUUGUGUGUGCGCAAUGUAGUGCGUUUGUAUCUGCCUGUGCAUGUUUGUUUGAACGCAUUGACACACCUGUGUUUCUUGUGCAUGUGUGUUUCGACCAGUGUGUGUGUGUGUGUGUGUGUUUGUGCGUCAGCCCUGCUCUCGUGAGGUGGGUUUGGCCCGUCUGUUACCACAUGCUGACACGGGAGGGGACAUCAAAAUAAACACACACAGACACACACAUGCAAGCGCAAGUGAAUUCCUCGCAAAGGGAGGAAGGGAGGCUCAGGCCGAGGACUGCCGGAGUCCUGCACCCGCAGCCACAGCACCCACCUCGUCCCAUCGCAGCCUCGAGCCUCACUGCCAAACACCACAGAGACGCUGCUGAGGCAGAACGCACACCCCCCCCCCCACCCCCAACCCCGAACUGGACCUGAGCCCCUCCUGCUCCACUGGGACCACCUCCUGCUUAUCUCUCCCCUUCAUUUCUCUCCUUGUAUCUCUCCCAUCGCCCUGUCGCUCUGCAGCUUCCACGUCUCGGCCAGUAUCGAAAAAUAAAUAAAACCCAUCUCAUCGUUCCAGUGUUCGAUUCCGACCGCUCCUGUUAUUUCUUGAGGCCGCAAGACUAGCAUCCACAGCUGAGCAGGCCCUGGCCUUAGCGCUUCCCUAUUCCACGGUUCUGUUGGAUUCCAUUUCCCGGACUGUUCCUUUUACCUUUUUUAUUGUUAUUAUUAAAGCGAACAUUAAUGUU
Platichthys flesus (European flounder) is the source of this 4728-nucleotide messenger RNA. RefSeq names its product ATPase phospholipid transporting 8A2 (gene atp8a2). Gene Ontology annotation, cellular component: plasma membrane. Gene Ontology annotation, biological process: phospholipid translocation; neuron development. NCBI's taxonomy places the organism in Eukaryota, Metazoa, Chordata, Actinopteri, Pleuronectiformes, Pleuronectidae. The coding region runs from base 105 to 3638 and encodes 1177 amino acids. The transcript is spliced from 36 exons. Gene Ontology annotation, molecular function: ATP hydrolysis activity; ATPase-coupled intramembrane lipid carrier activity; magnesium ion binding. The record is from RefSeq and is a predicted model, not a curated record.